This is a messenger RNA of Scheffersomyces stipitis CBS 6054, 1041 nucleotides long. RefSeq lists its product as uncharacterized. Gene Ontology annotation, biological process: retrograde vesicle-mediated transport, Golgi to endoplasmic reticulum. The coding region runs from base 1 to 1041 and encodes 346 amino acids. Gene Ontology annotation, cellular component: Golgi apparatus; membrane. NCBI's taxonomy places the organism in Eukaryota, Fungi, Ascomycota, Pichiomycetes, Serinales, Debaryomycetaceae. The transcript has a single exon. The record is from RefSeq and is a predicted model, not a curated record.
AUGGCUGGACUUAUACGUAUUCAUAAUAUUCCCCGUUCCACCCGGAUCUUGCUCGGAGCCGUGGCGGCCAUUUCCGGGCUCAUUUUCAUUAUAAAGUUCAACACGUAUCGUGAAGAGCUUAUCCUGCCUACCCCAACAAACAGUCCUGACGGAGUUGUUUCUUUCCAGAACAUCCAGGUGCCCUAUUUACAAUUGGUGCCUAGGUUCACGUUGUUCUAUCCGUGGGUGGUUGUGACAGCUAUUUUUGCAGAGGUUUCAAUAAUAGCCCUUAUAAUCUCUGUAGUGGUGCUAUACGUUCUGACCAAAUAUGUAGAGAAGUACUGGAGCUGGAAAGAAGUCAUCAAGUUUGUUUUGGUUGUAGGCUCCAUCACCAACUUUGUGUCUGUGAUUGUUACCAUCGUGAGCAACAUUGCGAGAGGCGAUGUUGCUGGAAUGGACCAGCCGUUGGGUGGAGGCAUUUCGUACUACUUUGGCUUCUUGGUAGUGUUCAAGCAGUUGAUCCCUGAACACAACAUUGUUUUGUUCCAGGGUUUGGUCAAUUUCCGGGUCAAGCAUUUGCCUUUUACAGCACUAGUUGUUGUUGUGUUGUGGUCGGCAUUGGUCACCAGGUCGUUGUAUCCUGUUGUUCCCAGUGUGAAUUCGUUUAUUGUGUCGUACACAUACUUACGGUUCUUCCAGUCGUUUGCUGUCGAUCCGCUUUUGCCCAUCACAAGUGCCAGCUCAGACGCAGCAAACUCCUCGUUGAUUACAGGCGAUGCCUCGGAUACCUUCCAGCUAGUAGAGUUCUUCCCUUCUAUAACCAAACCAUACUUGUCCGUAGUGUUUGACAAGGGCUACGAGUUGUUUGUGUUUUUGGGAGUUGUAACCCCAUUUAACGACGAGUCAGUGGAACAGAGUAACUUGAGAGCACAAAAGAGACAAGAGCAGGUCAGUCAGGCCCAGAAGAGCGUAGCCAACUCGGUUGCAGAGAGAAGAAGACAAGUGGCUCUACAGGUGAUUGAAGAGAGAAUCAACAAGGAAGCUGCAACCUCCAGCACAUAG